UCCUGUUUUGUCCCUCAUCUAACGCACGGUUUUCAGCCUUUUAAAAGAUGCUACAGGAAUUGUCGAUUUUGCCCCUCUGUGCAAUGAGCCUACAUACGGAAAGGUGCUCGAACCUUCUCUCAUUUUCUUCCGUUGCUUUUUCCUUUCGCCUGCUCUCUGUUUUUCUGCUUUUCUCCCUAUUCGAUCUUCGUGUUUCCUUGCUUCUCUGUUUGUGUUCAUCGUCUGCCGUUUGAAAAGGUGGUUUUUCUGGCUGAUUGCGGUGUUUCAGAUAUACUGCUCUAUCAAUUUUAGGGUUUCUCUGUGCAAUCUUGGAAGCCCUUUUCGAUUAAGGAAAUACUGAUCUAUCAAUUUUAGGGUUUCUCUGUGCAAUCUUGGAAACCCUUUUCGAUUAAGAUUAAUUUUGGUUUGAAAAAAAAAAAAAUCUUUGCUGCAUCUCAGUUCCUAUUGUAAUUUUAACUGCCAAGUUAGCUUUCAGCUGUCAAGUUUACAGACAAUUGAUUGUGUUUUUUCCACUCAGCGUGGAUAAGACAAGUAAAAAGUGACACUCCCAUUGAAAACUUAUAUGCAAAAUAAAUUUUGAUCUGUGGUUGCAUGGUGCAUUGCUGCAUAGUUUCACAACUGAACUAUAAGAAAUUGACUAUCGUGUUUUCUAAAAUUUCAACUGUUUAAGAAAUCACAAGAGAGUUUGAUAAUAAGCCAAGAUUCAAACCUGAAGAUAGGCCUGAUAUAAUUUCUAGAAUCUUCAAAAUGAAGCUUGAUCAUAUGAUUGAUUUCAUCAAGUCCGGGAAGCCUUUUGGAGAAAUUCAAGCAAAUGUUUGCACAGUUGAGUUUCAAAAAAGAGGUUUACCUCAUUCUCAUAUGUUAAUAUGGCUGAAACCAAAUGUGAAAUGUUUUUCCGCAUCAGAUAUAGACUCAAUUAUUUCAGCUGAAUUACCUGAUAAAAAUUUGCAUCCACAACUUUAUGAAAUCGUUAAUCAAUUUAUGAUUCAUGGUCCAUGUGGUUGUAUUAAUCCAAAAUCACCUUGCAUGCAAGAAAAUAAAUGUUCUAAAAACUUUCCUAAGCCAUAUAAAAGCGAAACAAUUUUUGACACAAAUGGUUUUGCUGUUUAUAAACGUCGUGAAGAUGAAGAAAAAUUUGUGAUUAAAAACGGUAUAAAAGUUGAUAAUAGUUUUGUUGUUCCUUACAAUGCAGAGUUAUUACUAAAAUAUAAUGCACAUAUAAAUGUUGAAUCAUGUUGUCAAUCAAUGCUUAUAAAAUAUUUAUUCAAAUAUGUAAAUAAAGGUUCAGAUAGAGCACGAUUAGUUCUUCAACAAAAUUUGAAUGAUGAGAUUUUAGCAUACCUCAAUUGUAGAUAUAUAUCACCUUAUGAGGCUGUUUGGAGACUAUUUCAAUAUUUCAUACAUCAUAGAGAGCCUUCUGUAGAGCGAUUACCAGUUCAUUUACCAUUAGAACAAAAUAUUGUUUUUACUGCUGAUCAAUCAUUACAGUCAAUUAUUAAUCAAAAAGCUUUUGAAAACACAAUGUUAACGAGUUGGUUCGAAUUGAACAAAAUUUUUCCUGACGCGCGUGCACUAACUUAUGCACAAAUUCCCACAAAAUUUUUGUAUGAUCUAAAGAAAAAAACUUGGAAGCCAAGAAAAUAUAGAGCAUCAAUUGGUAGAAUAGCAUAUGUACAUCCUGCAUCUGGCGAAUUAUAUUAUUUACGAAUGCUUUUGAAUUUAAAAAAAGGCGCCAUUAGUUUUGAGGAUUUAAAAACAGUUAAUGGUGUUGUACAUUCUUCCUACCAUUCUGCAUGCAAAUCAUUAGGACUAUUAUGCGAUGAUAAAGAAUGGAUUGAGGCUUUAUCAAGUGCUGCACAUAUUGCAUCGUCUACUCAAUUGAGACAAUUGUUUGUCACAAUAAUUUUAUUUUGUGAUGUAGCAAAUCCUCAAAAUCUUUUUUAUAGUCAUUGGCAAAACAUGUAUGAUGAUAUUUUAUACAAAUUGCGAAAAAUUUUUGCAAUUCCAAAUAUGAUUGUGCCAGAACAUGAAUUAAAAAAUUCAGUGCUAUUUGAAUUAGAAUUACUUCUUAAUAAUGCAUCUACCUCUUUGAAAAAAUAUCAUCUUCCCAUGCCUGAUGCACAAAAAAUGUUAGAAAUUCAAAAUAGGCUUUUGAGAGAAGAAUUAAAUUAUGAUUGUGAAGAACUUUAUAAAAAACAUGCACUUUUGAAAUCACAACUUAACCAAGGUCAAAAACAUGUUUAUGAUUGUGUUAUAAAUGCUGUAAAUGCAAAAAAAGGAGGUCUAUUCUUUGUUUAUGGUCAUGGAGGCACUGGAAAAACUUUUUUAUGGGAUACAAUUACAAGUAAGCUUAGAUCAGAAGGUAAAAUUGUUCUAGCUGUUGCAUCAUCAGGAAUAGCAUCAUUAUUAUUACCAGGUGGUAGAACAGCCCAUUCUAGAUUUAAAAUCCCUUUGAUUAUUACUGAUUCUUCAAUUUGUUCAAUAAAGAAAAAAACUCAUCUUGCAGGAUUAAUUGAAAAAACAGAUUUAAUUAUAUGGGAUGAAGCACCUAUGAAUCAUAAAUAUUGUUUUGAAGCAUUGGAUAAAUCGCUUUCGGAUAUUUUAUCAAAUUCACAAGCUUUCGAUAAAAAUCUCCCAUUUGGUGGAAAAACUCUUUUAUUGGGUGGUGAUUUUCGACAAAUAUUACCUGUUAUUCCUGAAGGAACUAAAGAGGAUAUAAUAAAUGCUUCAUUGAAUAGUUCUUAUUUAUGGCCAUAUUUUAAAAUUUUUCAUUUGAAAGAAAAUAUGAGAUUGUCAAAAAAUGGAUUGAGUAGUGAAGAAAAAAAUAAAAUUAGUUCGUUUGCAAAUUGGAUUCUACAAAUUGGUGAUGGACAAAUUAAUGAUACAAACAAUGUGAAUAAUUCAAAUGAUAGGGAUACAUCUUUGAUUCAAAUACCACAAGAUUUGAUAAUUGAUUGUUCUACAAAUGCUGUCCAUUCAAUUUUUUCUGCAACAUACCCGAGUUUUGAAACUUUUUUUUACAAUUUUGCUUAUUUAAGGGAAAGAGCUAUUAUAACACCUCGAAAUACAACUGUUACAGAUGUGAAUAAUUAUAUAGUUAAUUUAUUACCUGGACAACAACAAACAUUUUUGAGUUAUGAUUCUUUAUGUUCUUCAAAUGCAAAUGUUGAAAAUCUUGAAAUAAUGUACCCGACUGAAUUUUUAAACAAGCUUGAAUUCAAUGGUUUACCUGCACAUAAUUUGGUAUUAAAAAUAGGAAUGCCUAUUAUGCUACUACGAAAAUUAAAUCAGUCUUCAGGUUUGUGUAAUGGAACUAGAUUAGUUGUUACUCAAUUAUUUGAUAGAAUUAUUGAAGCUAAAAUUCUUGCUGGCACUAAUAUUGGUCAUAAAGUUUUCAUACCAAGAAUCACUCUUACAGCUACAGAAAAUAAGUGGCCUUUCAUCUUCAAAAGACGUCAAUUCCCAAUUAGAGCAUGUUAUGCAAUGACAAUCAAUAAAAGUCAAGGACAAUCUCUUAAACAAGUUGGUUUAUAUCUUCCAGAACCUGUUUUUACACAUGGUCAAUUAUAUGUAGCAUUAUCAAGAGUGACAUCAAGAGAAGGUUUAAAAAUUUUAAUAGAAAAUGUAGAAAGUAGUGUUAAAAACUGUACUUUGAAUAUUGUUUUUAAAGAUGUGUUACAAAAUUUACAAGAAAAUUAACCUAGCUCAGAAACUCUAAAUCUCUCACUUUCUCAUCUCUCAAAUCACUUCUCUCUCUUCCAUCUUUCCCAAUGUCUCUGUCUCUCGGCUCUCUUGCUCAAUCUAUGUCGACUGAAAUUUCAAGAAAUACUGAGAUGGAAUAGGUUGCAGAAAAUUGCGAGGUAAAAAUUCCAUUAUGAGUUCUCCGCCCGAUUUGAGGUUUUGCAUCAUUGGAACAUCAGGCCUAUGUCAUUGCUUAACCUAAGGAAGGAAAAAAAAAUUGCUAAUUCAGCAAGGAGCUUACAGUGCUGACAAAUACAUUUUCAAACAAUGAAGAGGCAAACAUUCAAAGGUAUGUAAAAUUAAUUAAGGGCAAAUACAUUUUCAAAGAUUGAAGAGGCAAACAUUCAAAGGUACGUAAAAUUAAUUAAUACUUCAUUAAUUUUGUUUUAUUAACGUUUUACGUUUAACUACAAUUUUUACUAAGCUUUCUCUUCAGGGGAAUUAGCUAUUACUAAUAUAUAUAUAUAAACUAUCUUUUUUUCACAUGAUCUAAAUACAUGACAAAUUACCUGCUUGCAUAUUGAAAGGUUAAAUUGAAUAUCCAAAAGUAUAAAAGUAGACAUUUGCACUAGAGAUAUACCAUGUCCACAUAUUUUAAUGUAAUAUGUUCCUUCACAGAUUUACAAAUAUAUGGACAAGAUUUAUCUUUAGUGGAAGGAUGUUUGUUUAUACUUCUGAAUGUUAGCCUUAAACCUUUCACUAGACAAACAAAUAAUUAGCCAUGUAUUGACAAAAAGUUAGAAGAAGAAAGUAUCUAUAUAAAUUGGUAAUAGUUAAUUCCUCUGAAGAGAAAAGACGGAAAUGAUGAUUCUUACUCCAUAUAAUUAAACCCAAGUUUACCAAUUUGCAUAAAUCUGAUCCGUCAUUUAACUUUGUUUUAAAAAUUAUAAUAUUGCCAAAUAAACUGCUAUUUAAUCAUAGCAUGAUUUUCAAUACUUUUCUAACUCUUAUAUAGCACUAUCACUAAAUAUAUUUUAUUCCAUAAGACACCAAUUUCCAUUUUGUUGUAAUAAAUUGCAACAAACUUAUCUUUUCUGAAACGUUAUUCAAAUUCUCAUCCUUGGUAUGUAUUCAAUUUCACUUACUCUUUAUUUCUCAAUACAUUUAUUUGUAUAAAUUAAUAUAACAUUAACCACAACGAAACAACUUACAAAUUAUGCUCAAUCUAUUUUUAAUAAUUUUUUGUUAUUGUUAUUACCUACAAACUUUCUUAUCCCGCAGCAACGCGCGGGCACCACUUCCUAGUUUAACCUAAAAAAAAAAUAUUCAACAUAAUCAAGAAUGAACAAAAUGGACAGAUGAGUAAAAGGUGUCGGUAAGAUAAGCAGUUCGACUUUUAUAUACAUUCAAUCAAGCUGAUUACAAAAGGUAUAGUUGCAAAAAAAUGCUCUGUUUCCUUGAGAAACAGAAGUAACAUGCAUUUAACACUUAUAUUGCCCUUCAAGUUAAGACGGCAAAAUAUAUGUCCUACAGGCCAGACACGUGUUUUAACAGCUAAACAAAAAAGCAAAAAAAGUGUGUUGUUCUUGUUUCAACAGCUAAUCUUUCAAGCACUAAUGUUCA
Molecule: messenger RNA, 5304 nt
Organism: Malus domestica (apple)
Lineage: Eukaryota; Viridiplantae; Streptophyta; Magnoliopsida; Rosales; Rosaceae
Source: RefSeq, a predicted model, not a curated record